Monopterus albus (swamp eel) is the source of this 1692-nucleotide messenger RNA. RefSeq names its product motor neuron and pancreas homeobox 1 (gene mnx1). Bases 321 to 1244 code for a protein of 307 amino acids. Gene Ontology annotation, molecular function: DNA-binding transcription factor activity, RNA polymerase II-specific; sequence-specific double-stranded DNA binding. The record is from RefSeq and is a predicted model, not a curated record. The transcript has 3 exons. Gene Ontology annotation, cellular component: nucleus. NCBI's taxonomy places the organism in Eukaryota, Metazoa, Chordata, Actinopteri, Synbranchiformes, Synbranchidae. Gene Ontology annotation, biological process: regulation of DNA-templated transcription; endocrine pancreas development; spinal cord motor neuron cell fate specification.
AGUUACAGGAGAUUAAAGAUCAGAUUUUUUUUUCAAACGUUUGCAUAAUCUUCUUAUAAUAGCAUUAUUUUUAUGAAAGCAAUAACGCAGCCAACAUCGUGUUCUACACUGAUUAAAGAGGGGCGUUGAUGGGUCAGACGUGAAGGGACGGCCCCCAGUCAGACCGCUGCACCAAUCGCCUCCAUCUGACAGGGAUUAAGUGUCACACGGAGCUCCUCUCUCCCACUCUGGACCACAACAUAACUUCUGAGAGGUGGGCAAACGGCACUGGCUUCUCGUUCACAGCAGCAGACGCGAAAAAGACGCGUACCUGGGCCUCAAUGGAGAAAUCCAAAAACUUUCGAAUUGACGCGCUUUUAGCAGUCGAUACACCCAAGGCGCAGACGUCUCCACUUGCGCUGGUGACUUCCCUCUCCGCCUCCUCCUCCAUUCCGUCUUCAGCCCCAGACCUGACCACCAGCGCCGAAUCUUUACGCACCGAGACCCCGUCUCCGCCGAGAAUCUCCAACUGCGGGUUGAUUCACAAACCGGGUUUUCUCAACACUCCGCACAGCAUGGUUGGCUUACAUCCGCAGAGCACUGCAGGGAUCCCCGCACAGGCUCUUUACGGUCAUCCCAUGUACACCUACUCCGCUGCUGCCCUCACAGGACAACACCCUGCCCUGUCCUACUCCUAUCCACACGGCUCCCAUCACCACCACACCAGCGAUCCCAUCAAAUUGACAGCCAGCACGUUCCAGCUGGACCACUGGCUCCGGGUCUCCACAGCCGGAAUGAUGCUGCCCAAAAUGUCGGACUUUAAUUCUCAAGCGCAGUCCAACUUGCUUGGCAAGUGCAGAAGACCAAGAACUGCAUUCACAAGUCAGCAGCUGCUGGAGCUGGAGCAUCAGUUCAAACUGAAUAAGUACCUGUCACGACCGAAGCGCUUUGAAGUGGCUACGUCCCUCAUGCUGACAGAAACUCAGGUCAAAAUUUGGUUCCAGAACAGACGAAUGAAGUGGAAGAGAAGUAAGAAGGCCAAAGAACAGGCCGCCCAAGAGGCCGAGAAGCAAAAAGGCACCAAGGAGAAAUCUGACGGACUUGAACAGUCGGAUUAUCAUAGCAAGACAGGCUCAAAAAAUGGCAGAAUAAGAGACUUCAGGGACAGUGACGACGAGGAAGGCGACGGUUUCCUGUGCAAUUCGUCAGACUGCUCUUCUGAUGACGAGAGGAAUCAUACCAGUGCCAUUAGUCCGCAGCCUUGAGGCCGAUGAAGCAGGGCGAAAGUGGCGAUCUUCAUUUAAAAUGACUGAGGGGAUUUACGCUAUAAAAUACAGAUGCAUGUAAUCCAGCCUCUAAUCACCUACAUGUAAUUACUGAGCAUUUUUAUUGUGAAAAGAAUCAAAUGUAGGUCAAGAAUAAAGGACCCUCAUGUCAUAUUAAACAAACAAUACAAGCAGGAUAAUACGCUUAGGAAUAUCAUUCACUUAGCUAUAAACUGACGCAUUGCAUGGUUUCUACGCAAAACGCUGUACACCAGCUCUGGGCGUUGCAGUCUUUCCUGCGCUGAUGGUUAGUUUAUCGGCAAGAGUCUUACAAAGUAAACACCCUGUCAUUGACCUGUCUUCGCCUUAUUUUGUUCUUUGUGGUGUUAUACUAACGUGUGUAAUAUCACGCUGGAAAAAUGUUUAUUUUUCUAUACUGUAUUUAUAA